AUAUAUGUAGCGGCUUUUGCGGCAAUCGCGUACAGUACGGCCAAUCGGCAGUACUACAGUCAAUUCGAUGCGGUCACCUCCGGCAACCUCAACAACACCAUUCUCAACGUUACCGUCUAUUGUCUGCUCAAGACCCUCUCGUUCUGCAUCAUGUGUUAUUUGCUUAGCCGCCGACUGGAAUUAUCCUCGAUUCGGCUUGUGGCGUUCACCCUCGUGGACCAGUUUGAAGCAGUCUUUAGCAAAUUUUUGCUGUGGAGCGAUUAUACGACGAUCACGUCGAUCAGACACUCAGGUCCCGAUUUCACAUUUAAAUUUGCGUGGCUGCACCAAAAGGCAACGGAAUGA
Molecule: messenger RNA, 345 nt
Organism: Phytophthora sojae
Lineage: Eukaryota; Oomycota; Peronosporomycetes; Peronosporales; Peronosporaceae
Exons: 2
Source: RefSeq, a predicted model, not a curated record